AUGGUGUUUUCUCCAGUCAUAGAUGAGGAAUGGCAAAAGACUCAAUGCGUGCCAAGGGAAACCUGCGUGGAAGUUGCCAAGGAGCUGGGUACAACAACCAACAAAUUCUUCAAGCCUCCCUGCGUGAAUGUGUUCAGAUGCGGAGGCUGCUGCAAUGAGGAGAGUCUGAGCUGCAUGAAUACAAGUACAACUUAUGUGUCAAAAACGCUCUUUGAGAUUUCGGUUCCCUUGACAAGUGUUCCUGAGCCCGUGCCAAUCAAAAUUGCCAAUCACACAGGCUGUAAGUGUCUAUCAAAUACCCAGCGUCAUCAGUACGCCAUUAUACGAAGAUCUGUCCAAUACCCAGAAGAAGAUGGAUGCCCCUUUACCAACAAACUUUGCCAUAAUGGAUGGAUCUGGGAUAGUGACAAAUGUGAAUGUGUUGUAGCUGUACAACACCCCAACAGACGAGAAGGACUCCCUCCUCUUGCUGAGCUGGCUAUGUGUGGACAACAUAUGGAAUUUGACGAAGAAAAUUGUGAAUGCAUCUGUAGACAGAAGUGUCCCACAGAUUUCUUUCAAAGUAAAGAGAACUGCAGCUGCUAUUUGUGUAGGGAGAGCCAGGAGAGCUGUGCUCUAAAACACAAGAUAUUUCAUGCUGAAACCUGCAGCUGUGAAGACAAAUGUCCAUCCCAACCCAGAACAUGCCCAACUGCAAAACCAACGUGUUCCAGGCAUUGUCGUUGUCCGAAGGAGAAGAGAGGUUCUCAUGGGUCCCAAAGCAAAGAAACUCCUUGACUGAGCUUCCCCUAUUCUCUGAAAAUCCACUGCUUCGCAGAGUAGCUGUCACUGACUUUCAAACAAUAGUAAACACGAACAUCUUCCACAUUAAUAGCAGAAGAGUGAAUCCAGUCUGCAUUUAUUUAUUAGAGUAAUCACUAACUGCAGGUGAAUCCUCUGGGACAUUGGUAAUUGUUCUCUAAGAGGUAACAACAACGGAUGAACUGCUGGCUGCGUAGAAGAAAGAGUGGAAAGUGCCAGUUCAACACUACGUUACGGAAGAUGAAGCUGGUAUAUUGGUAAUAGAGUGACAGUCAUCAGCCAGUCUUUCAGAAAUUGAGACUAGAUAAUCUUAGCCUCUGAAUCCUUAGCUAAUGCAGCUCCUGGGUGAAACUUUCUUCAGAAAUUCAGUGUACAGGAUUUGGCUUCUAAUAGGUUCAGCACUGAGUUAUUUGAUCUACUGUCCAGCUUUGAUUAUCAUUUUGAGUUUAUUGUACAACUACUGUCAGAUGUGCCAUAUUUAAGUGUAUAUAAGAAAAUAAAUACAUCAG
Messenger RNA from Fulmarus glacialis (Northern fulmar), 1310 nucleotides. It is a transcript of the gene VEGFD, whose product is annotated as c-fos induced growth factor (vascular endothelial growth factor D). Gene Ontology annotation, molecular function: growth factor activity; vascular endothelial growth factor receptor 3 binding; chemoattractant activity. The transcript is spliced from 5 exons. The coding region runs from base 1 to 777 and encodes 258 amino acids. Gene Ontology annotation, cellular component: membrane. Gene Ontology annotation, biological process: sprouting angiogenesis; vascular endothelial growth factor signaling pathway; positive regulation of protein phosphorylation. The record is from RefSeq and is a predicted model, not a curated record. NCBI's taxonomy places the organism in Eukaryota, Metazoa, Chordata, Aves, Procellariiformes, Procellariidae.